AUGAGCCCACAACCGACGGCAGUUUCCAAGAGACCUCCAUUGUGGAAAGUUUGGCUUGUUGCAAGCCGGCCCCAUACAUUGACCGCGUCGCUGUCACCGGUGUUGGUUGGGUACAGUGUGGGAUUGGCAACCAUUAAAAAUGUCGAACGAGCUUCCUAUCUAUGGCUGAAUUGCAAGUGGGCCUUGUUUUGUAUGCUGAUACAAUUGGGUACAAAUUUGCACAAUGAUUAUGCUGAUUUUGUCAAGGGUGCGGAUACGGACAAGCGGGUUGGUCAAGCUCGAGCGACACAAAAGGGAUGGCUCACACCAUUCCAAACAGCUGCAGCAGCUAGUGGUGUUCUGGGAUUGGCACUCUUGUUGGGAUUGGGUUUCAUAUCCAGCGUGUCUGGAGAUCCAAAUCACCAUGUGAUAAUGAUUGGAAUUGUGGCGACUUCUAUAUUCAACGCAUUUGCCUACACUGGCGGACCAUGGCCUCUGGGAUACAUUGGAUUGUCGGAUCUUUCCAUUGCCUACCUUGGACUGGGAGACAUCUUUGUGUUUUUGUACUUUGGAUUGGUGGCCACAAUAACUCCAGUGUUUCUGUAUACCGCCAAUCAUGACGUGGAUCAAUUGAGCACUGUCAUGUUUCGUCUGUUGCCGUAUGCGAUCCAAGUGGCGUCACUAGCAACCAACAUUAUUGUUGUGAACAAUUUACGAGACCGACACACGGAUAUCAGCGCCAAUAAGAAUACGGUUGCAGUUCGUUUUGGUGCUUCCUUUUGUCGGACGGAAUACAGUAUCAUGGUUGCCAUUGCCUACCUGCUGGUGAUUUACGACUGGGGAAUUCAUUCCUAUUCUGCGGCUCGAUUAUUUCCACUGCUAUCCUUUCGAGUGGCAAGGAAAGAGCUAGUAGCAAUCUACAACAAAGAUGGUGCAGCAUUGAACCCGCACGUCGGGGGGACCGCCAAGGUUCAGUUUCUGUUUUCUGUCAUGCUAUCGUUGGCCAUGCGGAUAGCCAUGAAGCUGGGUAAAUGA
This is a messenger RNA of Cylindrotheca closterium, 1014 nucleotides long. NCBI's taxonomy places the organism in Eukaryota, Bacillariophyta, Bacillariophyceae, Bacillariales, Bacillariaceae. The record is from the annotation of a GenBank genome assembly.